Molecule: messenger RNA, 1406 nt
Organism: Exophiala viscosa
Lineage: Eukaryota; Fungi; Ascomycota; Eurotiomycetes; Chaetothyriales; Herpotrichiellaceae
Product: nucleolin
Exons: 3
Coding region: 111-1265 (384 amino acids)
Biological process (GO): positive regulation of mRNA splicing, via spliceosome
Cellular component (GO): spliceosomal complex
Molecular function (GO): RNA binding
Source: RefSeq, a predicted model, not a curated record
UCCAUCGCUGCUGCCAGACUCUCGUGCCAUUAAUCCAUUGAGAAUUUCCUUUCCCAGCAUAUUCCUACACCCCUUUCUGUUGAUAGACUUCCUCGGAGCCAGUGUCCAAUAUGUUUGCACUUCGCCGAAGCGCAUCGCGCCUCCUCACUACCCGCCAUGCCUCGUUCCUCUCUUCUCGAACAUACACCUCCUUUAGCUCGCCUUCGAUAAGAAUUAGUCAAAGAACCUCUGCGAUACAAUCUCAACGAAGAUGGGCAACCACAGAAAGCGAAAAGCUACCCCCGGCUCCUGCUGCAGCAGAAACAGCCAAUGCAACAGAAGCUACGGACGAGACAUUGCCCGCCGCCGAAACAAACGAAUCUUGGACUGCCCAGGACCAAGGUGCUACAAUCGCUGACCCUCCCGCGGCUGCGGAAACCGCAAACGCCACAGAAGCUACAGAUGAGGUAUUACCUGCUGCUGAGACCAACGAACGAUUCACUGCCACGGGUGGAAGGAGCUCAAGUCGUGCCGCUCCAGGUGCUGCAGAGCCUGCGAAUCUGACCGAAGCCACUGAUGAGGAACUGCCGGCCGCGGAGACCAACGAACGUUACUCUGCAAAUUCGUCAAGAGCUCCCGCUUACCGUGAAAACCGUGAAGAACGGUCAGAACCUGAGCCAAAGAAGACCCUCUACAUUGGAAACCUAUUCUUCGAUGUGACCGAGACCGACGUUGUCAAAGAGUUUGCUCGUUUCGGUACAGUCACCAAGUGCAAGAUUGUCCGCGACUCCCGUGGCUUGAGUAAAGGUUUCGCCUACCUCGACUUUUCGACACAGGAAGCAGCUGAUGAAGCCUUGAAACGACUCAACAUGCAGCUGUUCGAAGGCCGUCGUGUCACAGUGCAGUACGCUGCCCGCCCAUCAACCUCAAUUGACGCCAACAACCUUCGACGGGGUACCAGUGAACCAAGAAAUCCUCCUUCCAAGACACUGUUUAUUGGCAAUAUGUCAUUCGAGAUGACCGAUCGCGACCUUAGCAAUCUUUUCCGUGGUAUCAGAAAUGUCAUUGACGUCCGAGUCGCCAUUGAUAGACGGACUGGUCAACCCAGAGGCUUUGCGCACGCCGACUUCACUGAUGUCAAAAGCGCUAUGGAUGCGAUGAAGUCGCUGCAAGAGAAGGAGAUUUACGGACGGAAACUCAGAAUCGACUACUCGUACAGCUCGAGCAACAGGGCGCCACGUAACAACCAGGCCGACCAGGAUGACCAGGCUCCUCCGGAACAGUAAGCGCGCAGGUGGAGAAAUAGAGAGAGAGAGAGUGACUAUUUGGGUGAAUCCGUCGCGCCGAAUAUGUCGUCGCUUGGAGAAGACGCGGUCUUACGAACGCUAUUUCAACCACUCGAUAUGGUCGACUUGCAGGGCCAGACG